AAUGGUUGUCCUGGAUGCAAAUGGAACAGAAAGGAUACAUCUACAGAAUCCAAAGACCAGAGGAUUAUAGGACAUGAAGAACAUGGCAAAUACUGGUGAUUCAGUACGCUUUACCAUGGCUGGAUCAGUCCAUGAUAGUAGUCAACAAGCUAGCCACAGCCACUCACACUCCAAUGAGCAUGGCCACACACAUGAAGUGAUGGAUUCUGCUGGCAAAUUCACCCACAGAGAGCGUCCUCUCUGUCGUACUGACUGGGAAAAGAGAGCUUUCACUGUUGGUAUAGGUGGACCGGUUGGAUCAGGAAAGACUGCUCUUUUGCUUGCUCUGUGCAAGCAUCUUCGUGAUGAGCACUCUCUGUGUGUCAUUACCAAUGACAUAUUUACUCGUGAGGACUGGGAGUUCCUGGUGCGAAACGAAGCUCUAGCGGAGGAGAGGAUGAGAGCCGUGGAGACGGGAGGAUGCCCGCAUGCUGCUAUCCGUGAGGAUUUUUCGCUUAACAUGGCGAUUGCGAAAGAGCUGAGCAAGAAGUUUAUGCCAGAAGUGCUGUUUAUCGAAUCGGGCGGAGACAACCUUGCUGCCAACUACAGCAGAGAGCUAGCAGAUUACAUCAUCUAUGUCAUUGACGUCGCAGGAGGCGACAAGAUUCCGCGCAAAGAGGUCCAGGCAUAACACCAAAGUGACGCUGCUCGUUAUCAAUAAAAACUGACUUGCAGAAGCUGUAGGUGCAGACUUGAAG
Molecule: messenger RNA, 737 nt
Organism: Priapulus caudatus
Lineage: Eukaryota; Metazoa; Priapulida; Priapulimorpha; Priapulimorphida; Priapulidae
Exons: 6
Coding region: 74-670 (198 amino acids)
Molecular function (GO): GTPase activity; nickel cation binding
Source: RefSeq, a predicted model, not a curated record